UCAUUACAACAUCCCUCUCCAAAGCUAUAUUUCGGUACGAAACACAGUAGGGGCUUAAGCUAAUAACGAUAUUUUAUUAGGGUAACGUUAUUUAUAUAAAUCCGUAACGAACACUGAGGUGACUAUACCUCUUAAUUAAAAAUGCUCCAGUCUCUAGCCAGCAAUUCGUGUGUGCGGUUGAUACAGAGUCACAGAUCGACGUGGUAUUUUGCAUCUCUAGUCUUGGGGUAUCUCCUUUAUCUCAUAUUCGGCGCUGUUGUGUUUUCUUCGGUCGAGCUGCCUUAUGAAGACCUCCUGCGCCAGGAGCUAAGGGCCAUUAAAAAACAAUUCCUCCAGGAAAAUGAAUGUCUGUCCGAGGAGCGUCUGGAGCGGUUUCUAAAGAAAGCACUGGAUGCCAGUAAUUACGGGGUUUCCAUCCUCAAUAACGCCUCAGCUAACUGGAACUGGGACUUCACCUCUGCGCUGUUUUUUGCGAGCACCGUGCUGUCCACCACAGGUUAUGGCCACACAGCACCACUGUCAGAUGGCGGGAAGACCUUCUGCAUCAUCUACUCUGUGAUUGGCAUUCCCUUCACCCUCCUCUUCCUCACGGCUGUGGUGCAAAGGAUCAUGGUGUUCAGCACGCGGAGGCCGGUCAUGUACAUCCACACGCGCUGGGGCCUGUCCAAGCCGCUGGUGGCCAUCGUUCAUGCCACUCUGCUCGCCAUGUUGGCCGUCUCUUGCUUCUUCCUCAUCCCCGCCGCUAUCUUCUCAUCGCUGGAGGAGAACUGGAACUUCCUGGAGUCCUUCUACUUCUGCUUCAUAUCCCUCAGCACCAUCGGCCUGGGAGACUAUGUACCUGGAGAGGCAGUUAACCAGAAGUUCAGGGAGCUCUACAAAGUGGGCAUCACCGUCUACCUGAUCCUGGGUUUGAUAGUCAUGCUGGUGGUGCUGGAGACCUUCUGUGAGCUGCAGCAACUUAAGCAGCUGAGGAAGAUGUUCUACCUGAAAAAGGAGAAGCCACAGGACCGCAUCGCUAUUUUGGAGCACGACCACCUGUUCUUCUCUACCGUUUCCAAAAGAGCCACAAGCCAGAAUGAGGACAAAGCCCAUCCGUUUGUUAGUGUCCCAACUCUGGCCUCUCCCAAUGAUGAUCCCAUGAUCCAGUAAACAUCAACAGAGCAAACAUCUAUUGAUGGAAGAAAACAUGAAACUAGGGAGUAAUGCACGCAAGACUGUAAGUAGAUAGAAUGAGUAGGUCAUUGGUCUCAGUUGUAGGCGUUCUGCAAAGCUCAACCCAGCACAUUUUAGUAGUUAAACUAGUUGAGACUAUUCAGAUCAAGCAAACAAUCUCCUUUAGCAAACCACAAUACUGACAAUACAGUGCUAUGCAGCAGGGAUCAAAUUUAUGUACAUUAGUAAGGGAAAAAAUUAAGAAUUUUAACAGUGACUAUAAAGACUAAAUCAGUGAAGCCUUCUACUGUAUUUAUGACUCAGAAGCUGAUCUCCUUUAUGGGCUAUAUUAUUUAUUGCAUAUUUAGGAACAUUUUAGAAAGUAAUUGGUUUUUAAAUCUAGCUGAAAUAUUGGAGACGUCGCUGCAGUUUAUCACAAAAUAGCACAUUGACAUAUAUGUAUCUUAUAAAUAGAGAUGCUUGACAGGUAUGUAGAAUGUACAUAAUCAGGUAAAUGUUUUAAGAUGUACAGACAUCUAGAAUGAACACACCUGUUAAAGAUGAGCCAAGGUGUAGCCAAAACAUAAAAACAACUCAAAUAAUCAGUCAUUUGAGUUCAAAGUUCUUUGGUGGGUAAGCUCUGAAGCGGGGCCUGUUUUUCCAUUGCGUAAUGUGGUUUGCAUGGUUAACUGAAAGAGAUGUUGCGGUCAAUACUGAACAAAGCAUCUGGAAGAAUAGAUGUGAUACAUUUUAUGAACAAUAAGUGGGCUGACUCUCCUGAUCCUGAAAGUACGGCAUAUUUAGCUGUGAAAGUUACAAAACAACAGGCAUUGUUAAAGAAACUGCCAGGAAAGAACAAUUUAUUUUACAGAUGAGAACUUAGUUUUACUGUUUAUGUUUGGUAGCAUUUUUGGCUCAUCUUUAUAGAGACAUGAACUUUUCUGGUCGCACUCCACACUGUCACAUUUCAUUGUGAGGGAAAAUAUUUGUCUGCAGAUUGUAUUGUAAUGUGUAUUUUCUCAACGCCAUCUCAGUACUGCUAUUUCAAAGUUGUGCAUGUGUGAUGAUAAGCACUAUAACUUAUUGAUUUGUCUGAAUGGCUUAAUGUGUGCCGGAUUGUGUGAAAAGGGAAGUGAGGUUAGCCCAGCUUAUAAAGGGAACCACAGAGGGCUGCCUGGCCCCAUUGCAUUUUACUGUUGCUGAAGACAGCUGCGUUUGCACAUUUACUGGAGCCAAGCAGUACUACAGAAAAAAAUAAUAACUGUUUGAAUUCUCUGAGGGAAAAGGGACAUGUUUCCAAAGAUUUCAUCUGUAAAAAGAUAUUUUUAAUGAAUAAGUGACACUUUUGUUGUGGAUGAUAUGUAAAGGCUUGAUAUUGCUCUAAGCAAGAAAAGAUGUUAUGAUGCAAGAUGUUAAUCAGAAACUACUUUACAAUAUUUACAUCAUUUUAACGUAGAAUAUGACAUGAGGAAGGUUUAAACAAUGUUGUUAGUAAUUAAUGAAAUUAAUUCUGUUUUCUUCAAACUGUACAUUAAGGAAACAUGAAACUAUAAAUUAGAAAAGGAGUGCAACCAAAACAUUCAUAUUCUUAUUAUCUACCACAUCAGUUUUUAAUCUGCUCAUUGACCAAUGAUAGCUGACCAUAAUUGGAAUUUAAACCAGUGGAGUGUAUGACAUUGGUAUCGUACUCCUAUGUUAGUUGUUAUUAUUAUUUAAAUAUUUGUACCUGGAGGAAAAGUGCAUAGAAGUUUCAUGCCACUAUCUGUACUCUGAUAUUAGUCAAUUAGACAACCACACAUACAGUAUAGCAUACUGCUGUAAUGCAGACUUAUUUGUCUUAUCUUUAGUACAUUUAAAAACGUGCAUUGACAUACAUUAUGAAUUUAAUUUUUGUACGUCUCCGUAUGGAGCUGAAGUUCUGACCUCAUCAAUCUCUGCUACAUCGUCACACCAAGACACAGUCACAGCCUUUUAUGAAGUCUUGAAUGUACUGUUUUGUGUGUACAGGUGAGCUGUGGCAAAGUAUCAUGACUGCUGGCAAAAUAAGCUUAUACUGUGUCAUCAGCUGUGUUACUCUCUGAUCUUUAAUGUUGUAUUUUAUAGAUCAGCGGGAUUGUAGUUCUUUUGUUUUUCCACCAGUCUAGGCCUUCAUGUAAACUGUGAAGUAUUGAUAGUGUUCAUGUUUGCUGAGAAAAAGAACUUGAAUUCUGCUAUGCUGGAGUUUCUCUUUUACUGUAAGAUUUAUUUUCUGCAUUCAUUAGACUGAUCUCAUGGCUUCAACCCUUCAGAGGUACUGUUUUCGGCAGUGUUUGUCGUGCACAUACAGUUUGUCUUGAAGGUGAGAGCUGUCAGGUAAAGUAGUUCUAGUUCCGUUCAGGGAGUAAACAUUGUGUCAAGGAUUACAAACGGAAGCACACUGACAUUAUUUAUUUAUGCUGACAAAAUUAACACAUUUGGAAUAUUUGGAAUCAUAGGCUUCUCUACACAACCCUUCAUUUGUUGUGUCACAUACUGUAGAGUCAUAUGCACCGUUGAGUAUUUAGUGUUAGAAUACCGAUAUUGUAAUACAGGAUUGCCAUUGGGGCACCAAGGUUUUAUGUAAACCUCAUUUCAGCAUAAGAAGUGAAUCCAUGAACUGUAAAAUAUCAGUGUAUCUCAAAUAAAGUGAUGGUUUUAUGACUUCA
Molecule: messenger RNA, 3836 nt
Organism: Micropterus dolomieu (smallmouth bass)
Lineage: Eukaryota; Metazoa; Chordata; Actinopteri; Centrarchiformes; Centrarchidae
Gene: kcnk1b
Product: potassium channel, subfamily K, member 1b
Exons: 3
Coding region: 142-1149 (335 amino acids)
Biological process (GO): stabilization of membrane potential; potassium ion transmembrane transport
Cellular component (GO): membrane
Molecular function (GO): potassium ion leak channel activity
Source: RefSeq, a predicted model, not a curated record